This is a messenger RNA of Microplitis mediator, 2198 nucleotides long. Its product is annotated as modular serine protease-like. Gene Ontology annotation, molecular function: serine-type endopeptidase activity; protein binding; G protein-coupled receptor activity. Gene Ontology annotation, biological process: proteolysis. Lineage: Eukaryota; Metazoa; Arthropoda; Insecta; Hymenoptera; Braconidae. Gene Ontology annotation, cellular component: membrane. The transcript is spliced from 8 exons. The record is from RefSeq and is a predicted model, not a curated record. The coding region runs from base 442 to 2055 and encodes 537 amino acids.
UUUCCACUUUUUGUUUGUGUUGAUGGGUUGAAAAUAAAUGUUACUCAAGUCUGUGAUGGCAUUGUAGAUUGUCCGGAUUCUUCAGAUGAAUUAAAAAAGUUAUGCUAUCAUAUUGUGUGUCCUGUGACUUUGUACCGCUGUAACUAUGGUGCUUGUAUAUUAAAAUCACUACGAUGUGAUGGUUUUCAAGAUUGUAUUGAUGGUAGUGAUGAAAUUCAUUGUGGAGUACCUAAUGUUUGUGCGGAUCAAGAGUAUCAGUGUGUCAAAUCACUUGAGUGUAUUCCAAUUUCUCAAAAAUGCAACGGUUAUUUAGAUUGUGAGGACGGAAGUGAUGAGAAUUCGACGUCGUGCAAAGAUUUUUUGUGUCCAACUCACACAUACCAGUGUGAUUAUGGUGGCUGUAUUCAUCCAGAAACAAUUUGUGAUGGUACAAAUGAUUGUAUGGAUGGUAGUGAUGAAAAGUUGACAGUAUGUGCUGCAAUGAAAUGUAUUGGGGAUGCUUGUCUUGCUUAUAAAUGUCAAUUAAAUGAAUUCACUUGUCAAAGUGGUGGACAGUGUAUUCCUACAUCUAGUGUUUGUGAUGGAACUCAACAGUGCCGAGAUGCUUCGGAUGAAGACCCAAAAGUUUGUAAGAAUCAGCAAUGCCCAAGCGGGUUUUUCCAAUGCGAUUAUGGUGCAUGCAUUUCUGAUUCCCUAAUAUGUAAUCAAGAACCAAAUUGUCAUGAUUGGAGUGAUGAGUAUGUUUGUAACUCAAGUUUUCCUGACGGAGCAUGUCGUCUUCCUCCAGCCCAACCAGGUACUCACUACUCAGUUUCUCAGUAUCCUCAGGGUCGUCCCGGACAAAUAGUUCCUGAACUUACUAGAAUCGAUUUUUCGUGUGACGUCCUGGAAUCUUUAGAAGGAUCUUCUCAUGUGUAUUGUCAAAAUAAUAAAUGGGUUCCAUAUGUUCCUACUUGUUACUCUGAGUUUAAAAAAAUUACUUGUCCACCAUUAGAUGCACCUGCAACUAAAAAACGUUGUGAGGUUUUAUGGGGACCUAAACAAGGUUGGAUUUCAUGCAAUGAAUCUAUACCUGUUGGCACUCAUGUCACCUUAGAGUGUUCAGAAUUUUAUGAACGACAAUCAGGAGCUUUUCACACAACAUGUCUUCAUGAUGGUACUUGGAGUCAGCUUCCUUUACGAUGUCAGCCUAUCUGUGGAUUACGUGACGACACAGCAACUGCUUUGAUUGUCAAGGGUUGGGAAAUAUCCCCGGAGGAGAGUUUGCCUUGGCACGCGACGCUUUUCUCACAUGAAAAUGGGCACUGGAAAUUUUUUUGUGGUAGCUCGUUAAUUGGAGAGCGCGCUGUUUUAACAGCUGGCCAUUGUGUUUGGAAUACAAAUCCUGAGACGAUUCGCGUUAUUUUCUCUGGAUUUUCGAGUAAUUUUACUGUAGAUGAACAAAAUACAGAAACUCAAAUUCUUAAAGUAUCAGACAUAAAAAUACAGCAAAUGUAUCGAGAUCAUGAAGGAAAUUAUGGAUCAGAUCUUGCAAUUUUAAUUUUAAACGAACCAGUUAUCAUAACUCACAGUGUUAAGCCAGUUUGUUUAGAUUGGCGUACAGGAUCAGAUGUGUCUUUAAGAUCUGAAGAAAUAGGUUUAGUUACUGGAAUGGGAAUAACAGAAAAUGGUACAUUUAGUGAAAAGCUUCGUGUUACGACUGUCAAAAUAAUUUCAGAAAAUGAGUGCCGAGAGAGCCAGAAAAAAGAUUUUAGAAAAUACUUAACUUAUACAACUUUUUGUGCUGGCUGGAAGAACGGAACUGCAGUUUGUAAUGGAGAUAGUGGAGGUGGAUUAGUAUUACAACGACCCGAUGAAAAAUUAUGGGACUUACAUGGAGUUGUAUCGAUUAGCCCUCGUCGAUUAGGAACAAAUAUUUGCGAUCCAAAUUACUUCACAGUAUUUACAAAAGUUUCAUUGUACAGUUCUUGGAUUGAUAGUAUUUUAAAGAAUCUUGAUGUUAUAGGACCACUAGAUAAUAAUCAACUACCAAACACAGAUAUUAUUAUUGAAUAGAAUUUCAAUGCUCUUGAAUCUCACGAUUAAUAAAUCGCAGAAAAAUAGUGACAGCAGGUAUUUUUCCGGAUCAAAACAACUAUAUUACGUUUUUGUAGAUCAAAGUAUUUGAAAAGGUGAUACGUGUAUCAGAUAGAUAAUAA